CACAUUUUGUUCUAAUUCUUGACCCCCCCAACCGAAAAUUGCCGCUGUUCCCAUUCUCCAUUUCCCAUCCUCUCCCCGUUAUCCGGACCCCAUGAGAGAAGAAGGCCUGACAGACAGACAGUAUGGCACCACCAUCAGUCGAGAACGGCUCAGACACCUCUACUGCCAAACGACGCCGCAUCGCUCUUGCAUGCAAUGCUUGUCGUCUGCGCAAAUCCAGAUGUGAUGGCACGCGUCCGUCGUGCUCGUCAUGUGUUUCUCUUACGCUGGACUGCCAGUACGAGCCUGGCGAAUCGGCUGCCAACGUGAUCGUUCGUAAGCAGUAUAUAUCAGAUCUAGAAUCACGUGUCUACAAUGUCGAGCAGGUAGUCCACCGACUCAAUUAUUUCUUCGAAGGCCAUCUGUCUGCCUGUGCUACUGCUACUGGCAACGCUACUGUUACUGCUGCUGCUGCUCAAUCUCGUCUUCCCCGCAUUCCCUCACCACCUGCACCGUCAUCAUCAGCUCUUGAAGAGACCAACGAUGGUAGCCACCCGCAUGCAACGGGCCUUGAAGAGCCUCAGGAUGAAGAUGCUACCACGAAUGGAAUGGCUAUGACCUUUGUGGAAGAGCACACCUCGGCAUUCUUUGGUGGCUCCUCGAACAUCAACUUCACCCGACUUCUUCUCAAAGCUGUCAAUAACAUUCGUAAUCCUGCCCGGCGACUGGGAGCGACAGUGGACCAACAACAUGAACUCAGCGAGACCAACCUUGCAAAAGCCUCUCGGUCUUACACGAACCCAGUUGCGGCAUCACCAGACACAGGUCCAAAAGCAAUGACUACUCUUCCUCCAGCUCAAGAGAUGGAUCGUAUGCUUGAUGUUUACUUCAAAACCGCCGGCACAGUCUUUCCUUUCAUCCAUGAAGAAUCGAUGAGAAAGACAUAUACAACCUGCAAAGCGAGUAAUUGGACCAGAGUCCGCAGGACCUUCUUAGGCACUCUCAAUGUCAUCUUUGCCACGAUAGCCAGUGCAGACCAGGAUGCAAUACCAUCAGCGCGGGAACGGCAAGAGAGGUCUAAUAUCUUCUUCAAGAGAGCCACAGCUCUUUGUAGUGAAUUAUCAAAGCAAGUCAUCAGCAUCGAGAUCGUCCAGUAUCUCGUCCUAGUUGUCAUUCAUUGCCAGGGUGCUCAACGCUCAGUGCAAGCGUGGAAUAUUCUCGGACUUGCUGUUCGCUCAGCCAUGGCGUUAGGUCUUCACAGUGCCCAGGCCCGCGAAGGCCUUGAUGAAUUGCAGGCCGAGUAUAGUCGACGAACAUGGGUUGUGAUAUACUGCAUGGACAAGGUUCUAAGUGUUGCUUUUGGACGGCCAGCUAUCAUUCCGGAUGAGUACAUGCUGGACCAGCCAUCAUCAUCCUCUGAGGUUGCUAUGCCAACUCCAGAUAGCGCUGGCACAGGCGUUGACAUUCCUGGCGAUUUCCUCGCGGUUUCAUUCCGACUGCAUCAAAUCAUGAACGGCUCUCUGAGACAGCAAUACGGCGGCAAUGUCCAUACUGCCGAGCCAGAGCCGGAUGAUAUGAUGUCUCUACAGGCUUCAGGCCAGCUGAGAAAGGAACUCCGUGCAUGGUCUGCAAGUCUGCCCCCGUACCUGCGACUAUGCGAGCCCAAAGCAAAAAUACCGUCUGAAAAUACCUCCGUAAAUCGUCUUAGGGUGAUUCUGACACUGAGGUACCACAAUAUCAAUAUGCUGAUUCACAGGCCACUUCUCUGCAGCACCAUUCGACACCUUUUUCUCGGUGGCAACUCGGUGUCUAUUGACAAUUCCUCCUAUAUCAUCCAGCUUGCGAUGGGAGAGGCUCACGAAUCCUUACGCUCGGCACAACACACUAUCGAGCUCGUACAUACCAUAAUAAAGGCCGACCCAUCAGGGAGCAACAACCUCGGAGUUGCCUAUUUUACACUCCACUACGUCUUCACAGCCUCGUUGGUCGUUCUUGGCCGGAUACUCUGGGCGCAGCAUGGACAGGGUGCUGCAGCAGAUGAGACGGCUUUGGCAAUGUGUAAAUCACUCCUAGGACAAGUCGAGACCAUUUUCCAGUUAUUGGAUCACGAUAACAGUCUGGUAUAUAGCUGUUCCAGGUAUAUCAACAACAUGCUGGAAGUGUGUACAGCCCAAGAUGCAAUUGUCGCGGUUCAAAAUGCAGAGUCUGGUGACUCAUCGGCUCAUCAGCCGCCGUCUUCUUUGGCUGCAAAACAACUGGAAACAAUGAUGCAUCUUGGUAUGGGGGAUAUGGAGAUGUUUCAGGCCUAUUCAUCGCAAAUCUAUGACCCAGCGCUGUCUGAGGGCUUGGAUACAUCAUCAGUUGAAGCAGCUACUGCCAGGAAUACAGAUUGGGAAAAUUCAUUUUGGGCAAUGUAGAUCAGAUCAAUAUCCUUGGGCAAAUGGGGAGCAUGGAGUUGCGGGGUUACUUUGUUUUUUAUUGGUCCAUUUCCAGGCUGUAAAAAGUUCUUUCUCCCUAAUUGAACAGGUAUCACAAAUGAUUACGGAGAGAACAUGAUGUGCAAAUAUACUCUUGUCUAUCAUUCAAGACUGGCUUGGUGAAGGUCAAGCCAGCUAUCCAAUG
This is a messenger RNA of Fusarium verticillioides 7600, 2601 nucleotides long. RefSeq lists its product as hypothetical. Gene Ontology annotation, biological process: positive regulation of transcription from RNA polymerase II promoter by galactose; DNA-templated transcription. Gene Ontology annotation, molecular function: DNA-binding transcription factor activity, RNA polymerase II-specific; zinc ion binding; RNA polymerase II cis-regulatory region sequence-specific DNA binding. Lineage: Eukaryota; Fungi; Ascomycota; Sordariomycetes; Hypocreales; Nectriaceae. The record is from RefSeq and is a predicted model, not a curated record. The transcript has 4 exons. Gene Ontology annotation, cellular component: nucleus. The coding region runs from base 123 to 2396 and encodes 757 amino acids.